Molecule: messenger RNA, 1151 nt
Organism: Colletotrichum phormii
Lineage: Eukaryota; Fungi; Ascomycota; Sordariomycetes; Glomerellales; Glomerellaceae
Product: fructose-1-6-bisphosphatase
Exons: 1
Coding region: 55-1056 (333 amino acids)
Biological process (GO): sucrose biosynthetic process; fructose metabolic process; fructose 6-phosphate metabolic process
Cellular component (GO): cytoplasm
Molecular function (GO): fructose 1,6-bisphosphate 1-phosphatase activity
Source: RefSeq, a predicted model, not a curated record
GUUCUGACUCAACACUUUCUGGACACCCUCACUCACCAGAUUCCAUCAAUAGUCAUGUCAGCAUCACCAGCUCUCGCACAGCUCUUGGAGAAGGUUAUCCCUCAAGGGAAACGCUCCUCUUUGCGAAGCGAUGUAAUCCCAGCAAUCCUCGACGCCAUUUCCGGUAUCGCCAAGACGUUGCAUGCAUCCCAGCACGUUUCGCUCGCCGGGACAGCAAAUGCCUUUGGCGACGAUCAGCUUAACGUCGACGUUCUGUCCGAGAAUGUGAUGCGCGAAGCUAUUGCCAAGUGCCCGUCGAUCCAGACCGCAAGCAGCGAGGAGGACCCCAUCGAGAAGCCGGCGAGGCCGCAAGGGAGCGACGCAAACGCGACCCCUGCAACCUCUGAGGAAUACACCGUCGCCUUUGACCCCCUCGACGGCAGCUCCAUCAUCGCGCCGAACUGGACGGUCGGAACGAUUGUCGGCAUCUGGGAUGGGCGGACCGCAGUGGGCCACUCACCGAUUGAGAAGCAGAUUGCGGCCAUCAUCGGUGUCAUCGGACCCCGGGCCACCGCAAUCGUGGCGGUGCGGAUCCCCGGCGCCGACUCCGCUUGCUUUGAGAUUGGGUACGGCCCGAACGGUGUCACGGACUGCGAGAUCAUCCGGCCAGUCGUCAAGUUGGCCGACGGACCCUUCAAGACGCGGUACUUUGCGCCCGCGAACCUACGGCACGCGGCGGAUGAUGAGAGGUACAGCGCUCUCAUCACGCGCUUUAUCAAGGAGAAGUACACGCUGCGGUACUGCGGCGGGCUUGUUCCUGACAUCGUGCAUGCUCUUGUCAAGGGUCAUGGCGUCUAUGUUAUGCCUGUUACGCCGGGUGUGCUUCCAAAGCUCAGGUUUCUUUACGAGCUGUACCCAAUUGCUCUGAUUCUGGAGUGUGCUGGUGGUCAAGCCAUUGACCCCACGGACGGCAAGCCGCUUCUUGAAAAGAUUCAACAGGAUUGUGAUGGUAGAGCAGGUCUCAUCUGUGGCACGACGGAGGAGGUCAAGAUUGUAAAGCAGAUUCUUCUCGGAUGAGACGUAAUCGCAAUCGUCUUUUAGACCCUGCGGGAUGAAAGACCAACUUCACAUGCAAUUGCUCCUAAGAGGUAUUGUUGUAUGUGUUCAACCUA